CUCUUUUCUAGCUACCAUUAUCCCUCAAGUAAUUCUUUCUCCUAGCUCUCUUUAAACUGAAAAAGAAAAAACAUGGCAAAGAGCUUCAGUUUCUUGAUCUUGGCUUUGCUUCUACUAUCUACUGCACAAACCAGUCCUCUGUCAACCACUAUUGGGCAACAGACUGACUACUCCCAGAUACCAUUUUUUUCACCAGAAUCUAGUUUCAUUGAUGAUGAGUGCAAAGGUUUGGAUGGUGAAGAAUGCCUGAUCAGAAGGUCCUUGGCUGCUCAUACCGAUUACAUUUACACCCAAGAAAACGUUGCACCAUGAUGUUUUUGUAUUUUUCUUUUUUUCUGUAAUGUUAAUUCGCAACUGAAAAGUAAU
Durio zibethinus is the source of this 366-nucleotide messenger RNA. Its product is annotated as phytosulfokines 3-like. The record is from RefSeq and is a predicted model, not a curated record. Gene Ontology annotation, cellular component: extracellular region. Gene Ontology annotation, biological process: cell population proliferation. Gene Ontology annotation, molecular function: growth factor activity. NCBI's taxonomy places the organism in Eukaryota, Viridiplantae, Streptophyta, Magnoliopsida, Malvales, Malvaceae.